Messenger RNA from Symbiodinium necroappetens, 819 nucleotides. The record is from the annotation of a GenBank genome assembly. NCBI's taxonomy places the organism in Eukaryota, Dinophyceae, Suessiales, Symbiodiniaceae.
AUGGCAUGCUGCUGCCCGCCGUGGUGCACUCCUGCUAUUGGCUACUGCCGCGGGACCUUUGAAACCUGCAGCAAUCCAUGCUGCCACCUGUACAGGUGGCUAAGAUGUGAGCCGCCGUUUGUCGACGAGUUGGAUGACGACAACGAACUGGGUUCGCGCGAUGCGCUGCUGCAAGCAUUGGGCGUUUGUGCGCGACUUUGCUACGGAGCUGGGUUCGUCGACCGUGAGGACUGGGGCAAAGCUGACCCGCCGCUCGACGGAGAAGGUUGGCAGGUGGUCGAGCAGAUUGUCGAGUCCAUGAACUCGGACAACCAUGUGCAGGCUGCGUGCUACAUUCCCGAGACCAAGCAGACAUGUGGCUGCGGCAUGGGCAUCGUCGCGAUUCGCGGGACCGUUUCCUUUCGAGGGUUGCUGCAAGACCUGGCUGUGGGCACUCCUUUCAUGCGGAGGGCCAUCCGGCAUGCGAUAAAGGAGGCGUGUAGCUUCUACCUGAAGUGCAAAGCCAAGCAUCCAACGCUUGAGCUUUACAUCACUGGACAUUCGCUUGGCGGCUUCAUUGCGCAGGCCGCCGCCACCUAUGUCGAUGCUGAAGGUGCUGUUUUCAACUGUCCGGGGCCAGUGGCCGUCACACCGUGGAAGGUUUUAGUCGGCCCUUAUCGGCCCAAUUUCGAGGUGCACUUGACGCGUGAUGAUCCGUUAGCAUUCUCCUUCUUCCCGAAGCCGGAGAAUUUCCAUCAUAUCGCUUGGCCACAGUGGCAUCCUGGUUCCAAUCACAGAGUUUGCGAGCCGUACAUGAAGGAGGUGCGGAUCAUGAGAGGA